Messenger RNA from Notothenia coriiceps (black rockcod), 1870 nucleotides. RefSeq names its product galactosamine (N-acetyl)-6-sulfatase (gene galns). The coding region runs from base 32 to 1618 and encodes 528 amino acids. Gene Ontology annotation, molecular function: N-acetylgalactosamine-6-sulfatase activity; arylsulfatase activity. Lineage: Eukaryota; Metazoa; Chordata; Actinopteri; Perciformes; Nototheniidae. The transcript is spliced from 14 exons. The record is from RefSeq and is a predicted model, not a curated record.
AACAAAGCACAUCCUAGAAGUUGCUGCUCAUAUGACUGCAGCUAUGCGAGUGAUGUCUUCUCUAACUCUUACUCUAUUUUUUUCAAUAAUAUGUUGUUCCUUGACAGAAAAUAUAUCAAAUACAUCAUCUCCAAACAUAAUCAUCAUGCUCAUGGAUGACAUGGGUUGGGGGGACUUGGGGGUGUUGGGUCAGCCCUCUAAAGAGACCCCCAACCUGGAUGCCAUGGCUGCUCAGGGCAUGCUGUUUCCAAAUUUCUACACUGCCAACCCGCUCUGUUCCCCAUCCAGGGCUGCUCUUCUCACCGGGAGGCUGCCUGUCAGAAACGGUUUCUACACCACGAACGGCCACGCCAGAAACGCAUACACACCACAGGAGAUAGUGGGAGGAAUCUCCAAGGACGAGAUUUUGUUACCCCAGAUAAUGAAGAAAAAGGGCUAUGUCAGCAAGAUUGUUGGCAAGUGGCAUCUGGGCCACAGACCGCAGUACCUGCCUCUGAAGAAUGGUUUUGAUGAAUGGUUUGGUGCACCAGACUGCCACUUUGGCCCUUACAACGGCAGCAUCAGACCCAACAUCCCCGUCUACAACAACUCUGAGAUGCUUGGCAGAUACUACGAGGAGUUUAAGAUUGACAGGAAAACUGGAGAGUCCAACCUCACACAGAUGUACCUGCUGGAAGGUGUUGACUUCAUCCGCCGUCAGACAGAGGCCCAGCGGCCCUUCUUCCUCUACUGGGCGCCCGACGCAACUCACGCCCCUGUCUACGCCUCCAAACCCUUCCUAGACCAAAGCCAGCGAGGCCGGUACGGUGAUGCAGUGAUGGAGCUGGACUACAGCGUUGGUCACAUUUUGUUGUGGCUGAAGAGACUGGGCAUUGAAAAUGAUACCUUUGUCUUCUUCACCUCUGACAACGGAGCAGCGCUAACGUCUGGACCAAAUGAAGCCGGGAGCAAUGGGCCGUUCCUCUGUGGGAAAGAGACCACCUUUGAAGGGGGCAUGAGGGAGCCUGCCAUUGCCUGGUGGCCUGGACACAUCAAAGCAGGCACAGUGAAUUUCCAGUUGGCCAGUGUGAUGGACCUGUUCCCCACCAGUCUGGCUCUGGCCGGCCUCAGCCCUCCUGAUGACAGAGCCCUGGAUGGACUGGACCUGACACCGGUCCUCCUAAACCAGCCCCACAAACAGGGAAACAGGCCGAUCUUCUAUUACCGUGGCAAUGAGCUGAUGGCUGUGCGUAUUGGACAAUACAAGGCACACUACUGGACCUGGAGCAACUCAUUAGAAGAGUUUAACAAGGGCGUUAAUUUCUGUCCAGGUGAAGAGGUCCCCGGUGUGACUACUCACGACCAGAAGGAGCACACACUGCAGCCAAUCCUUUUCCACCUGGGGCGGGAUCCUGGGGAAAAGUUCCCCAUCAGUGUUUCGUCCCAUGAGUACCAGAAAGUGCUGAGCAGGAUCUCUCCUGUUGUGGAGCUGCAUAAGAGUACGCUGGUGCCCGGUGUUCCCCAGCUCAACAUGUGUGACGUGGCGGUGAUGAAUUGGGCCCCUGCUGGCUGUGAGAAGUUAGGAAAGUGUCUCAAAGUGCCAAAGUCUCAGCCCUGGAAGUGUGAUUGGCCACAUUGAGAGGAUGAGGAACCAAGACCUGAAGAUCUGCCUUUCUAGUCAAAAGACAACCUUAUUCUUUUGUAAAAUGAUUUAUGUACAGUGUUAAAGAGAUGGACAUGGGGUCAAAUCAAGGGAUGUUUUUUGGUAUUUCAUUGUAUGGGUUAUGCAAAUAGAUGUUUGUUUAUAGCUGCUAUUUCAAUGAGUGCACAAAAGUUGUACCCGCUCUGGAGAAGCACUGCAAUAAGAGCCAAUGAUUGAAGUCAGGAAAAA